AUGGAAACAUUGGUGCAUGCGAAGAUGAAGAUAGAGAUUGCAUCUAUGUUACAAUCUGAGAUAAAAUUGGUGCAGGCUAAGAUGAAGAUGGUAGAGCUGAAACUGAAGGCUGCAUCCAUGCUGCAUUAUGAGAUGAAACUAGAGGCUACAUCCCAAUUGCAGAUUGAGAUGAAACUGAAGGCUACAUCCUUGUUGCAGUCUGAGAUGAAAUUGGUGCAAGCUGGGAUGAAACUAGAGGUUGUGUCAAUGGUUUCGAUUUCGAGAUCGUUUAAAGCAAGUGAGGUUGUUAGAAGGGUUAGGAGAGUCAAGGUGAAGAGGACAGCCUCGGUAUUGUCUCCUACUAAUGAGCAAGGUCGUGCUGCAGCCCUUGUGGAAUCCACCAUCAUGCACGCUACUGUUGCGAACGUAUCCACAAGUAUACCUGCAGUGUUGUCCUAUGUUCCUUCUGCUGCUGCUGCUGCCAAACAGAGAUCUAAGACAAUGGCAAAUCCGGAAACGGUCAACGGCGAGGUGGAGACGACGGAGGAGUUCCACGAGACCGGCGAAGGUAAAAUAUCCGAGCUGCUUAAUAAACUCGAAGCGCUUAAGAGCGAGAAGCUGAAAUUGACCCACGAAAACAAAAGAAUGAAGGAGAAGAUGAAUAAACUGAAUCAAGAAGUGGAUCAUCUGCACAGCAGGGAAGAAGAAAUGAGACAAGACAUCGAUGACUGGGAUGAAGAUACGAGUUUCCUGGAAUCGAUCGCGACGAGAUCGGCCGACCUCGAAAUCGAAGUCACGAGGCUCCAACACGAUCUCAUAACGUCGAUGCGCGAAGUAGGUGAAGCGAAGCAGGAGGUGACCGAGUUAAAGAAUGGAUUGGAAGAGAAAACGUUGGUGAUCGAAAGAUUGCGCUCCGAAAUCUCCGAGCUGAUAAAGGAUAAAGUUAAGGCCGAGAAGAGAGGAAGAGAACUGGAGACGAAAAUAGGGCUUCUAGAAGUGAGGGUAAAGGAGGAGAGGGGAAAGAAAACUCGGGUCCAAGAUGAAAUGGAGGAGAGGAUGACUGAGUUAAAGAAGAAAAUCCAGGACCUUGAAGACGAGGUGGCUCAAACCAACCAUAAGUUGAAAAGAAGCAAGCAAGUCAAACGACAAUGCCAGGAGAAGGUGAUGGGGUUGGAGAAAAAAAUGUUGGAAUUUCAGGAUACCUUGGACCAGAACACAAUCGAAGCUGCUCUUAGUGGAAAGGUUAAGGAUAUUGGUUGUAAAGACAAAGGGUUGAAUGUGCCAAUCAUGGCCGCCGGAAUGGUUGCUGCCGUCGUUGUCGUGGCGGCUGUGGUAGAUCGUUGCCUUAGGAAGCAUUGGUGA
Messenger RNA from Hibiscus syriacus, 1341 nucleotides. RefSeq names its product peroxisomal and mitochondrial division factor 2-like. The transcript is spliced from 5 exons. The coding region runs from base 1 to 1341 and encodes 446 amino acids. Lineage: Eukaryota; Viridiplantae; Streptophyta; Magnoliopsida; Malvales; Malvaceae. The record is from RefSeq and is a predicted model, not a curated record.